Hypanus sabinus (Atlantic stingray) is the source of this 3945-nucleotide messenger RNA. It is a transcript of the gene tmem254, whose product is annotated as transmembrane protein 254. The transcript is spliced from 4 exons. NCBI's taxonomy places the organism in Eukaryota, Metazoa, Chordata, Chondrichthyes, Myliobatiformes, Dasyatidae. Bases 62 to 430 code for a protein of 122 amino acids. The record is from RefSeq and is a predicted model, not a curated record.
CCUCCAAACAAUACUGUAAUUGUUUGAAAGGGAGGGUGGCGGUAAGGAUCCCGUGGAAAGAAUGUCUGCCGAGGUCUCUGGUGCUUAUUUUAAAAGGACCAGCGUCUUCUGGAUGGCUGUCAUUACAGGAGCCUUUGGCUAUUUCACUCUACUGAUGUUUUGGCCAGAGAGCAUACCGUACAAGAGCCUGGGACUCUGGGGCAACUUCUCCAAAUAUCUGGUGGACCAGUAUCACCCCCACUUAUAUAUUGGCUACUGGGUGGCCUGGUUGGUCCAUUUUGCCGAGGCACUGUACAGCAUUAAACUCUGCAGUGACAAAGGGAUCACAAGCCUCAGAACUCGAGUGAAAUGGGCAUUUCAAACAUUCCUGUUUGGGAUCGCCUCUCUUCAGCAACUCUUGUCAUACAAACCAGAGCAGAAGGAAAAGUGAAGGCCUGACGAUGCAGCCACAUUCCUUAUCUCUGGCCAUGUUAGGCUCAAAGGCACUUUGUUUUCAGGGAAAUUGCAGUCUUAGGAUGAAUGGUAAUACUGUGACUGAUUUCUGAUUCUUUUCAGCCAAAACAUUGGCUGUUCUCACAUACUGGUUCAUUACUUAUAUCAGCUUAGGUUUUCAAGUCAUAAUGUCAAGUCACCUACUUAAAAUGUAUAAUAUGAUUUUACACCCUGAGCAAUCUUUAGAUGCCACUUGGUCCUGAAACCUGUUCCACUAUUGAAUCUGUACCUCAGUUUCAUAUUUUACUUUAGUGUGUUUGUCUCGAGGUCCUCAUCCAAUAAAAAUCCAGCAAUUCCAGUCUUGCAAUGUUCAAUUGUCAAUUUCCAAUCUUUUCAUCUACAGAGAGGAGUUCCAGUUUUGAGUGGAAGAUAAUUAUCCUGUCUCCACAGAUGGACAGCUCAGAUUAUUUAUUGAGACAAUGGACUUCCUCUGAUUGUUGAAUCAUAUUCAGUACUUACUGCAUCAACUGACUUAGUAGCUUUUAUCACCUCAAUCAGAUCGUCUCUCAGCCUUCAAUGUGAGGGAAUGAAAGCUAUGCUUAUGCAACAUGGAAAAGUAAGGGCCUCUCUGUCUACCAGACAGGGCCUGCAACUGUUGAUGGCAGUUUUAUAGUUUAAGGAGAAAACUUUUGAGUGAAAUUAAGCUCAGUCCAUUCUGUAUCACUUCUCUACCGUGGUCAGGCAGUGUGCGUCCACUCUUUCAUUGGCUCCUUGUGCAAAGUCCUAAGAAGCAUAAGUGAUGAAUGGUAACCUGCAGCCAAAUGGUUAAGGCUUGUGGGCUGGCGAUCUGAAGAUUGUUAGUUCAAGCCUCAGCUGAGGCAGCGUGUGUGUCCUUGAGCAAGGCACUUAACCACACACUGCUCCUGCCGGUUGGUGCAGUAUGGACAAGACAAGACAAUUCGUUAGCUCUCAUCAGGAUGGGCUGUGUAACUUUCCUAAACUGGUUUGUAGUUUGGACCAAUGAAUGCACUGAUUGGACUAAAGGUACUUAGUCUUAUAGUUCAAAGUUUGAAGUAAAUUUAUUAUCAAAGUACAUAUAUGUCAUGAUGAUUUUCUUGUGGGCAUACUCAAUAAAUCUUUAGAAUAAUAACCAUAACAGAACGAAUGAAAGACCGCCCAACUUGGUCGUUCAGCCAGAGUGCAGAAGUCGACAAACUGCAAAUACAAAAGAAAGAACUAAAAAUAAUAACAAAUAAAUAAGCAAUAAAUAUUGGGAACAUGAGAAGAAAAGUCACUUUCAAGGAGAGUCCAUUGGUUGUGGGAACUUCUCAAUGAUGAACCCUGAAGAAUAUUCUAUAUUUCUGCAUAAGUGUGAUCAGAUCUUCACAUGUCCUAAAACUAGGUAAGGAGAACUCAAUUAAAUAAUUAACACAAAAACAUUAUACCUGUUUAUUUAUUGAGAAAAAUGAUCCAAUAUAUUACACAUAUUUGUUGGAAAAAGUAUGUGAACCUUUGUUUUCAGUAACUGGUGUGACUCUUGUACAGCAAUAACUUCAACCAAACACUUCUGCUAACUGUUGAUCAGUCCUGCACAUGGGCUUGGAGGAACUUUAGGCCAUUCCUCCUUAGAAAAACUGCUUCAACUCUGUUCUUCCUUGCAUGAACUGCUUGCUUCAGGUCCUUCCACAACAUUUCUAUAGGAUUAAGGGCAGGACUUUGACCUGGCUAUUCCAAAACAGAAAUUUUCUUCUUUUUAAACCGUUCUGUUGAUUUACUCUUGUCUUUCAGGUCAUUGUCUUGUUGCAUUAUCCAACUUAUAUUAAGCUUCAGGUGACGGACUGCUACCUUGACAUUCUCCUGUGAAAUGUCUUGAUACAAUUUUGAAUUCAUUGUUUUCUCAAUGACUGCUAACUGUCCAGGCCCUGAAACAGCGAAGCAGCCCCAAACCAUGAUGCUCCUUCAAUCAUACUUCACAGUUGGGGAUGAGAUUUUGGUAUUGGUGUGCAGUCUCCUUUUACCUCCUAACAUAGCAAAGUGCAUUUCUGGCAAAAAGUUCAACUUUUGUCUCAUCUGUCCACAGAACAUUGUCCCAAAUGCAACUUAGAAUAUCCAGGAGGUAUUUUGCAAACUCGAGAUGUGCAGCAAUUUUUUUUUUGAAGAGCUAUGGUUUCUUCCAUGGUGUCCUUCCAUAAACACCAUUCUUGUUUAGUGUUUUUCUGAUAGUGGACACAUGAACAGAGACUUCUACAGGUCUUUUGCUGUUACCCUUGGGUUCUUUUUCACCUCCUUCAACAUUGCAUGUUGUGCUUUUGGUGUGAUCUUUGCAGGAUGCCCAAUCCUAGGGAGAGUAGCAACAGUACUGAGUUUCCUCAAUUUAUAGACAAUUUCUCUUACUGUGGAAUGAUGAACACUCAGGUCUUUAGAAAUGUUUUUGUCACCUUUUCCGGCUUCAUGUAUCUCUUAGUUUUUCUUCUAAGGUCCUUUGAAAGUUGUUUUGAUAGAGGCAUGGCGCACAUAAACAGAUCUUUCUUGAGAAGAGCAGGUUCUGUCAGUAACCUGACUAUGUGUCGUUUUAUAGGGCAGGGCACCUCUACAACCCACACCUCCAAUCUCAGCUCAUUGAUUGCAACACCUGACUCCAAAUAACUUUUUUAAAAGGUAUUACCCCAGAGGUUCACAUACUUUUCCCUAUAAAUACAUGUAAUAUUGGAUUAUUUUUCUCAAUAAAUACAUGAACAAGUGUAAUGUCUUUGUGUUAUUUAUUUAAUUGGGUUCUCUUAAUCUAGUUUUAGACCUUACAUGAAGUUCUAGACAUAUUUAUGCAGAAAUAGAAAAAAAUUCUACAGAGUUCACAAACUCUCUAGCAGCACUGUAUCAGACUUAGCGUAGAGAAUUCAGAUCAUGGUACCUGAAAGCCCAUUACUUUUGUGAGCUUAAAACAUUUACACAUUGUUCUGUGCAAUGAAUUUUAAUUCAACCAUAUGGAAACAAACAUUGCAGGAUAACCAUCUGUUACUCAUCUGAAUGCCUGAUGUACAGUGUGCGUCAUUUAACAGUUUACUCUUGUUUUCACUGAAGCCCCACACAAGAAAAUGAUAGUGAAAUGAGUCUGAAAUUUUGUAAGUUACUCAUCCAGCAUCCUCUUUGACAUUCUACCAUCAGGCAAGAGACUCUGAUGCAUAAAAACAAGAAUGGUCUGGGUGGUAAAUAGCUUCUUUCCUCAAGCUGUUAGGCUUCUUCCCUCAGGCCAUUAGGCUUCUGAACUGCCUGUUGCAUCCCCAUUCGAAGCGUCUCCAGAUAAUUUGUUCUGUACCCUACAAUUAAUUUAUGCACUUUACUUUGUUUAUGCAUAAUUCAUUUGUAGAUUUUAUUUUUACCUUCCUAAGUUAUUGUGUGUAACAGUAUAUGUAUGUUAUGUGUACUUCUGUGCUUUAUGCCCUGGGUCCAGAGAAAUGCCUCGUUUGGCAGUAUAUCUGUAUAUUGUUAAAUAAUAAUAAACUUGACUUGCCUUGA